This is a messenger RNA of Wyeomyia smithii (pitcher-plant mosquito), 2282 nucleotides long. Its product is annotated as damage-control phosphatase ARMT1-like. The transcript has 6 exons. Gene Ontology annotation, cellular component: cytoplasm; nucleus. NCBI's taxonomy places the organism in Eukaryota, Metazoa, Arthropoda, Insecta, Diptera, Culicidae. Gene Ontology annotation, biological process: DNA damage response. The record is from RefSeq and is a predicted model, not a curated record. Bases 244 to 1563 code for a protein of 439 amino acids. Gene Ontology annotation, molecular function: phosphatase activity.
AAGCUCGCACUGUUAUCAUAAAACAGCUGAUUACCUACUGACGUUCUUCCUCAAGGGUGAAUUUUUACUGGUGUGGCGUCAGUAGCAAUUAUUAACGAUAUAGGUAUCACUUUGAAAAAGUGUUUUUUCCACGUUAUACGUUUACAAUUUAGAUUAUUUCAAUUAUUUACGCAAGUUUUAUAAGCUUCCCAAAGCGCCCUCAGUACACUUCUUAUUUGUCUGAGUUCAAAAAGUAAUAUAGCUAUGGCUGAAUUCCAAACAAAGUACAACAUUAUUGAUGAAAAACCGCCAUACAAUGCACCAUUGAAAGCACAAUACAAACAAGGUUUUGCGUUUUAUACCAUGAAAGAACGCCUCCCUGUCAUCUUGACACAGGUAAUUGAUCAAUUGUCCAAGGACAAAGAACAAAUCGUGGAACAUUUCGGUGAGAUGGCGCGCGAAGAACUGAAGCAUGCGAUCGGGGAAAUUUCCAAACUGAAAUACGAACUGCAAACCGAUAAGGAGCUAAAGCCGAUCACGAGUUCGCUAGGUGAUGAGGAGUUGUGGAAUACGUUUCUCGAGACGCUCGGAGAAGAAAACACCUACUACUCAAGCUGCUGGAUUUACGCAGAGACCUACAUGUACCGGAGGUUAAACAACAUCUUCGAGCAAACAGCUACUUUAAAAAAGUUGGAUUAUUUUCAACAGCAGAAGCACAAAACUUUGACAAAUUCCUAUGGUGCUAUUAGCGCGGUUUUACAAUCGAUUGACGUUUUCAACCAAAACUACAGUCGGAAUGAAACAGAGCUUGGUGCUUUUUUCAUCAAAAUGUUGAAACUCAACCUUUGGGGUAAUCGGUGUGAUUUGUCGAUAACCGCCGGUCAAGAUGUUAAACUGGAUGGAGACCCAUUUAGUUUACUCGAAUCUUUGGACAGCUUUCUCAUAAGUGACCACACGGAUGUUAUUUGGCAAUGUGUUAAGAACUCCAAAGAUGGAGAAAUUGACAUAAUCAAUGACAAUUCUGGCUACGAACUAUUUACGGAUCUAUGCCUAGCGGAUUUUAUAAUCGAGCAUCAGCUGGCACGAAAAGUGAAUUUCAACGUAAAAGCUAUUCCUUGGUAUAUUUCCGAUGUUACACCUAAAGAUAUGCAAUGGACGUUAGACACUCUGAGCGCGCAUGAAAAUCCUUUGAUUGCUGCAUUUGGAAAACGGUUGCAGAUGCGGUUUGAGGCUGGCAGCUUGGAUCUGAAAGCAGUGCAUAACUUCUGGACGUCUCCUAUGGAGUUUCACCGAAUGCAAGAAUUCAGUCCAGAGUUGUAUGAUGAUCUGACUAAAUCUAGUCUUAUUAUUUUCAAAGGUGAUUUGAACUAUCGAAAGUUGCUUGGGGACUUUAACUUUCCAUACACGACCCCUUUUCGGGAAGCGCUGCGUGGCUUCGAACCGACUAACCUGUGUACCUUGCGCACAGUCAAAGCAGAUUUGAUCUGCGGAAUCAAGGAAGGACUAUCUGAGCAACUAUUCGCUAAGGAUGAUCGCUGGAUGGUUACUGGCGAAUACGGAGUCAUCCAAUUUGCGUCCAAAUAGCGCAAGCUGUAAAAAUCGUUUGUGUUGCGAAUGGUUUACUCAAUAGUCGAAUUGAAAAUUUAGCUGUGUGUAUUGUUUUUUUUUCUAACUUUCAGUGUCUCUCUCUCUCUCUGUUUCUGUGCCAUUGCGUAUUUCUGCUAAAUAUUUUAAAAAUUAACAGUUUUCUGGCAAUCUAAAUUAUAGCCGGUAAAAUCAUUGAAAAAAUGAUUUCAAAUAUAUUUAUAAAUAUUCAGGAUUCACAACAUAACUUUGAAUAUCUUGUUAGUGAUUCUCACAACAAACCUACCGUAAGGCGCCCUAAUUCUCCGCGGUUCUUAAUUCUGCGCACUUCGUAUUAAAAUGUUAAAAAAUAUCAAUUAAAAGCAGAUUUUCAAAAAUGAAGUUUGGAAGUAAUUUCCUAUAUAUUAACUGUUAACUUUCUGCUUAUGUUUCCUUUUUUACUAAACGGCAUCAACAUUUUGGUACGAAGUGCGCAGAAUUAGGACGCCUCACGGUAAUCAAAUAUGGAUCGAUUAUUGCAUAACCAUCAAAGUGUGGCAUGACAAUAGAUUGAUAAAUACUUACAUGAAAUUUAUAAUAUGACACCAAAACCAGAUUUAUUGAUUAAAAUUUCACGGAAAGACGUAGCCCUACAUCACUGCUGCUGAAGUUCUUAAAAAACAGCAAAGCAAUUAACAAGUCAGAUGGAGGAUUGAAACACCAAACUGCUAACAGGCAAA